UGAUAGUAAAACAAAUGAAAAAUACCGUCAGUCAAACAAUACUAGUCCUCGAAAGCGAAAGACAAUUGAAGUGAAAAAACAAACAUUUUUUAACUAAAAAUCGGUGUUAAAGAGACCGGAAAUGCAUAUUUCUUAUAUGAAAAUAGCCAUUUAUGCUCUGACAUUUUUAACGUACGCCUACUCCGGUUAUGGUUCCAGUACUAUUGCUCAUCUACGCGAUGCCAUCAUAGCGGCAGAAGCCAUAUUCGGUGAUGUCUUUAAGAACCUUAUUACAGUGCUUAAAAAAUUCCACACCGUACAAGAAGUUUUCGAUGCAGCGGUGGAGGAACAAUGUAUAUUUAAAUGUCCAACCUUAAACGGUGGACCAGAAAUUCGACCUGUCCAAAAUAAACUUUAUACUCCAACAGCAGAUGGUUGUGGUUCUUUAGGUUUACGCAUCAGUACAGAAUAUUUGCCCGCUGUUGAAAUGGAAACAUGCUGUAAUGAGCACGACAUUUGCUACGAUACAUGCAACAGUGACAAGGAAUUAUGUGAUCUGGACUUUAAACGUUGCCUUUAUAAAUACUGCGAUAGUUAUGAAAAAUCUAUUGCUAGUGAUCUUAUGAUGAAAGGUUGUAAAGCAGCGGCCAAAAUGCUUUUUACAGGCACAUUAACUUUAGGCUGUAAAUCCUAUUUGGACUCUCAGCAAAGGACAUGCUAUUGUCCACCACCGAAACCACAACGAGACGAUAAAAAUAAUUACUAUAAAAAUAAUGAAGGUGAUAAAUACUACAAAGGGAAAAAACAAAAGUAUGGCUGGAAGGCUUCUAAUGAAAUUUAGUCUAUAUUAUGGAGCCAAGAAAUAUUUAAAUAGUAUUUUAUAUAGACAAUUUAUGUAUGAAGAGAAUUUAUUGUUAUUUUUAGUUGAAUAAUUUAUUUAUUGUUUGCAAAUCAAUUUUGUAUUUAUGUUAAAUGUUAACGAAUUUGUAUAUUAUAUUUAUAUUUACGGAAAUAACACCAAAGUUUUUACAAUUU
Lucilia cuprina (Australian sheep blowfly) is the source of this 1014-nucleotide messenger RNA. RefSeq names its product group XIIA secretory phospholipase A2 (gene GXIVsPLA2). The transcript has 2 exons. NCBI's taxonomy places the organism in Eukaryota, Metazoa, Arthropoda, Insecta, Diptera, Calliphoridae. Gene Ontology annotation, cellular component: extracellular region. The coding region runs from base 122 to 820 and encodes 232 amino acids. Gene Ontology annotation, biological process: phospholipid metabolic process; arachidonate secretion; lipid catabolic process. Gene Ontology annotation, molecular function: A2-type glycerophospholipase activity; calcium ion binding. The record is from RefSeq and is a predicted model, not a curated record.